CUCGUGGAUGUCACCCUGACAAGUUAGACAAACUCUUGAUACGGGCGGUGUUAAUCUUGAACCACCUGGAAGCACGACAUGGAUCGGUUCUUCCCCUCUCACAGCCUACACUUGGGCUCUGCUCCCUUUGGCCGGGAACCUGUUGGCAUUGCAAAACAAACAGCGACCCCUCCCGCCUCUGUGACCGAUGGCGUUCGUUUGGACCCUCCUCACCAUGACAAUCCCUGUUCGGCAAUCGAGAAUUGGACGAGCUCCAGCUCUGCCAGUCCAGGGGAGCUGAUGCCUCUGUCUCACCAGAACCAGCAUCACCAGCAUCAUCAGCACCAGCAUCAGCAUCACCAGCAUCAGCAUCAGCAUCAGCAUCAGCAUCAGCAUCAGCAUCAGCACCCUCACCCUCACCUGCCCCCAUGGACAGUGCCGCUGAACUCUUCCCUGCCUGAACGGGGAUUGCCUCGCUUGCUGCCAUCACGGGUGGACUCUCCGGGGUGGCCCUCCUCGCUGGGGACACCGGGAGGCUUGAAACCGCGACUUCUGAAACCCGGACUGCGCCGUCUGAGCGACAGCAAGGCCCUGGACUGGCAGCGUGAACCGGGGGCAACCCCGUCAUACUCGCUGGGAAUCAACGUUCAUUACCCAUCGUCCGGGAUGGCGCGAUCAGGCACCUCUGGAACGGCUUGUCCUACGAUGGGCUUGCCACCCCCGUCACCCGCUAUCUCGACCUCAUCCUCUUACCCGUCGCGGAACUUGGACAACAACUCCGAACCCCCCAGCGGCGGGGGGGAUAAGCCCUACUCAGCCCUGAUCGAGGACGCCCUUCGAGAGGCCCCCGACAAGAAACUGGCUCUGCAGGAUAUUUACGGCUGGUUCGAGAAGAACACUGCCAAAGGAAAGGACCCCAGCUCAAGUGGCUGGCGGAACAGUGUACGGCACAACCUAUCUAUGAACGCGGGCUUUGAGGCAGUCCGGGAAGAGUCGAGCCCCGGAAAGAAGGCAGUGAAUUACUGGCGCCUGACGGAUGAAGCCCUCACGUACGGCGUCCAAUCUACAACCCGGUACCGGAAACAGGCCAGUUACAAGAAGGCGUUAGGCUCGGAACCCCCGGCCCCCCAGCGCCAGCGAUCCGGGGCCAAGGGGGGCAAGGCUACGAAAAUCAAAAGUCGGUUCCGGGGCCGGAUAGAGAAGACGACCACAGCAAGGAAGGGAGAUCAACGAUUUUACCCACGGGUGGUGACAUCACAACGACGACCACUGAAGGAUAACACCCAUAACAACAACAACAACAACAACAUCUAUGCCCAAUACACGACCACGGCAGCGACCACCACGGGGAUGGCGGCCGUGUCACCCUUUCAGGUGUCAGUGUCAGGGCCAGGGCCGGCCUCCACGCCGGGUGCUCGUCCCUCGGCUGAACCGUUUGAUUUGGGCAGUGUUGUUGGCUGCACAAAUCCGGCCACGGCCACCAGUGUCACCACCACCACCAGCAUCUUCUACGAUAUGGCAGGAUCCGCGCCAGACUGCCUAUCGAUGGACACGGGAUUCAUGGGCUGGGGCGCAAUCCAUUCCUUCCCUACUGCGUUUUCGGCGGGCCCGGGCAUCUCCGCGGAUCUUCAAAUGGGGACAUAGUAAAC
Molecule: messenger RNA, 1628 nt
Organism: Aspergillus heteromorphus CBS 117.55
Lineage: Eukaryota; Fungi; Ascomycota; Eurotiomycetes; Eurotiales; Aspergillaceae
Exons: 2
Coding region: 79-1623 (514 amino acids)
Biological process (GO): regulation of transcription by RNA polymerase II
Molecular function (GO): DNA-binding transcription factor activity, RNA polymerase II-specific; RNA polymerase II cis-regulatory region sequence-specific DNA binding
Source: RefSeq, a predicted model, not a curated record